Molecule: messenger RNA, 744 nt
Organism: Rubroshorea leprosula
Lineage: Eukaryota; Viridiplantae; Streptophyta; Magnoliopsida; Malvales; Dipterocarpaceae
Source: the annotation of a GenBank genome assembly
AAGGUGCACAGUAAGCUGUCUUCUUCUCUUCCAAAGUUGUUAUGAUGCGUGUUCAUCAAUUUGGAAACUUGUGUGGAUUACAUUCUCCAACAUUGCAUUGCUCAACAUUGGUGAUACGAAGAUGAGCAUGAUAUGGAAGUUGAUACUGCUACCUCUUCACUUCAAGCUUCUGCAAAACAUCCAUUACCGGAGAUGGAAAUCUACUACUACUUGCUUGUCUUGAUAUUGCUGAUUGAUCAAAAGAAGUACAAUGAGAACGUGAAUAUGAGGACUGUUGAUGUUCUAACUGCUAGGCUUUACUUCUACUACUCUCUCAGCUGUGAACUACUUACCGGUGACCUUACUGAAAUUAGAGGUAACCUUCUUGCCCUGCACCGAAUUGCAACAUAUAUUGCGUCAUGAUGAGCUGGGACAGGUUUUAAUUGUGGGGAAGCUGCAAAUUUCAGAACUCCACGGUGGCUUCAAGUAGCUAAAGAAGCUGCGGUACGGAGAGCCUCUAUGAACCAUCUUCCUAUGCUUUCUCAUCAGCAGCUGCUAUAUGUGUUGACCAUGUCUUUUGUUUUAAGGUUAGUUGUUGGUAUACUGAUGGAAAAUAAAGAAUAUGUGUUUAGAAUAUUGAUAGGUAUAAUUUCUUUUAAAGAUCUAUACUGAUGUUGUACUUAGAUGACAGUAAUUAAAGAUCUACAAUUUAUUUUAAAGAUCUAUGCUGAAAUUCUUGCUUUUUGUACCCAGAUGACAGUAAUG